Protopolystoma xenopodis is the source of this 381-nucleotide messenger RNA. The record is from the annotation of a GenBank genome assembly. Lineage: Eukaryota; Metazoa; Platyhelminthes; Monogenea; Polystomatidea; Polystomatidae.
AUGCGCCGCUUGCCCCAUCACCCUUAUUCAGAGGAUAAAGGUGAGGUAGAGCAGAAUUCCUUCAGUUCUCGCAUAUAUUCUUAUAACGAAUAUGGCGAUCCAUUUGACUACAGUAAGCAAAUAUUGGCCUUCGAAACACCACACUUAAAUGAAGAAAUCGAGGGCGUGCAGUUGUACCAAGAAAAUUAUACUAAAGAAAAGAUCAAGACACUUACCGUUGCAUUAGUUAUUUGUCUGAACAUUGAUAUUGAAUCUCCUGAUGUCCAGAGAAUUCCUCCUUAUUGUCGUGUUCAGGCGUGGUUUGAUCCUAGUGAGACGAGCAGUCUAAGGGCACUUGAAACUAUUGGGAAAAAUCUCCAGCUCAUGAAUUUUAUUACUUAA